Molecule: messenger RNA, 8516 nt
Organism: Anolis sagrei ordinatus
Lineage: Eukaryota; Metazoa; Chordata; Lepidosauria; Squamata; Anolidae
Gene: RP1L1
Product: RP1 like 1
Biological process (GO): photoreceptor cell development; retina development in camera-type eye; intracellular signal transduction
Cellular component (GO): axoneme
Source: RefSeq, a predicted model, not a curated record
GAAGCCUUUGAUUGGCAGUUGCGAGGGGCAGCCAUUGCGCUCUUGCCUCGGGCGGCUUGCUCUCUUUUUGCUCACGUAUCUUUCCAUUGGAACCCUUGCCUUGGAAAAGGAGAGCGGAAAAGGCCAAAGAUUAGUCUUCCCAUCCUUGCGCACAAAAAUCAUGAGGCAGUUUUGUUUACCUAUAAGCAUUAUCCAGGAUGACCCAGCCAUCCGCUGACUACCUCUCUUCCUCCGUCUCCUACAAUUAUGACCAGCCCCUUCCUCCUUUGGCUCGGACGAAUGCCGUCACCCAGGUGCCCCCGGCCAAGAAGAUAACCUUCUACAAGAGUGGGGACCCUCAGUUUGGAGGGGUCAAGAUGGCCAUCAACCAACGCAGCUUCAAGAGUUUCAACGCCCUCAUGGAUGACCUCUCCCACCGGGUGCCCUUGCCUUUUGGGGUGCGGACCAUUACGACCCCACGGGGCAUACACUGCAUCAGCACACUGGAUCAGCUGGAAGACGGCGGCUGCUACCUCUGCUCAGACAAGAAAUACGUCACCCCCAUCAGUAUCGGGGCUGCCAACCGAAGGACAGGUUCGCAGAAGACCAGUGCUUUGAGGAAGGCAGCCCAGGAUGGGAAGCAGGACGACCACUCAUCGGGUUUUGCCCAACAGAGCCCUAGGAUACCAAAGAAGGUGACUCUGGUCAAGAAUGGAGAUAUCACUGCCCAACGGCCCAUUAUCCUCAACCGGAGGAAUGCCCGGAGCCUCAAAACCCUCCUGGAUGAAAUUUCAGACAUUAUGCAAUUCACAGUGAAGAAGCUGUUCACAUUGGAUGGGAGGAAGAUUGACAGUAUGCAAGCCCUGUUGCACUGUCCGAAUGUGUUGGUCUGCGUCGGCCGGGAGCCUUUCAAGCCAAUGGUGAAGGAAAACCCCAGGAAACACUCUUCGGAGAAACUGCCGGGCCUGACAUCUCGAGCCAGCAGCAACAACAACGGCGAAAACCAAGAAAUGAACUUCGGACUUGAAGCCAAAAAGAGUGUGAUGCACCCACGGUCAUCCUUGAGCAAUCGGUCUCAAAGGUUUUCCUUGUCUUCGGAAAAAUCCUCCAUCAAUGGCCUGACAACGUCAUCUGAGAAUGGCGCUCCAUUUCCACGCAAUUGUCCGCACUCGAAAGCAGAAGACCUGACCCAUUCCUUAGUCAAUGACGACAUAGAGAAGAAGGUCCAUGUGAAUAAAGAUGGCAGUCUGUCUGUCGAGAUGAAAGUACGCUUCCGUCUGCUGAAUGAUGAGACACUGCAUUGGUCCACGCAGCUCAAGAAGUCCAUGCAUAAGAUACCUGGUGAAGAACUCAGUGUCAGCAACGACAAUGGAGUAGAGCUCACGGAGAACCCAGAAGCUAGCUCAGAGCUGGAUGACGCUUCCCUCCUCUACCCCUGCGAUAUUGAUUCUUACAUGUCCAACGUUGAUGAGUCAGAGAUCGACGAGGUCCGUUGCCGUAAUUGUGGGAAGCCGUGCAAGGACUAUGACAUCUGGAAGAACCCCAUGCACAUUUCUCAGAAAGAGGAACCAGGGGUGAGGAGCACUUGGUACACCCAUUCUUCAUGCUCAAGCACUUCAUCCCACCGGAGGAUCGUCCGCAAAAAGGUGGCCUCCGUGGACAGCAUCCGCACCUCGUCCAGUGGAGAGGAAUAUUCCAAACAUGUGGUCAGAGAAUCUUCUCAUUACUCAGAGACUGUAGAGAAUACGGUAGAGUAUCGUGAGGUUAAAAAUUGCUGCUGUCAAGGUGGUUGCGGCCAGUCCGACACAAGCCAAAGGGGGACGCCUGAGGCAAUGGACACCAUAGUCAAUUCAGUCGGUUUGCAAAACGAGGAGGAGGAUGCAGCAGAGGGAGGAGAAAAUAUCAACACUGGUAGCCGACCAGGGAGUAACAAAUCGAAAUCCUCUCAAGCUUCAGCAGAAAGCCAAAUAAGAAUAUGUGAAAAAACUAGCAGUUUGGAAAGGACCAUUUCGUCUGGUAGCAUCAAGGAAAAAGGAGAGCUUGAAGAUGCUGUUGCCUGCUCAUCCCCUCCGAACAGUGUCUACAGCAGGUCUGGUAAGGGCAGCAUAUUUGACGGAGGACAGGAAAAUGCUGAUGAGGUUUCCGAGAAUGACCGUGCAGUUUCUUCUAUCUCCAUGGAUUCGUGUGCUAAGAAAGAUGUAGCAGGGGAUGAAGCUGAAAAGGAGGAUGAAGAGAUCAAUGAAAUAUAUUCUGUUUCAGAAAAUCCAUGCUCCAAUCCAUCCAUCAAAGAUGAUACCAGUGAAUGUGGACGUUCUUCUACAGCAAGGUCUAUAAGGUCAGUAUCUAGUGCUGGAAACCAUAGGAGAAACAACAGCAAUGAAGUUCACCUGUGCAGUGCUGCAUCAGCUUCCUCCAGAACUUCCAGGAAGAGCAAGCCAAGCCAAAAUCACCUGGAGGUGGCAUCCAACAGGUCCGUUGGGUCAUCUCGAGGGUCUACCUCCAGUAAGAAGAAGAAAAAACCAAAUGGUUCUUUCCAAGCGGAAGAUGCAAGGUCCAAUAGCAGGGCUUCUCAUUAUUCCAGAAGCUCAUAUGAAGUGGAUAAAAGAGAUUCUGGCCAUGCAUCCCAAGAUUCAAGCCCUCCUCACUCCCAUGUGUCAUCCUCAAGUGAGGUGGCAGCUCCUCCAGCUUACAAAGCGGAGAGUACAAGCAGUCUUUCCAGGUGCUACAGCAGGUCCUCCAGAAAUAGCCCGAAGGAGAACCUGAUAGAGGGCUCCAUCAAAGUACCAUCUCAUUGUUCCAGCUUUUCAGACUAUGGUGGGGAAAAUGGAGAUGGAAUUCCCAAAGUUGGCUCUCCAGAAGGCUCUUCAAGGCAGGGAGGUGUGUCUGAAUCCACUUGUUCAAAAUGUGGCCACAUUACGAAACCCUGUCGCGAUGACCUUCGAAGCACUAGUUCAAAGGUUUCUUCACACUCUGAAGCUAGGAGCAGAUGUGCAGAGACGGAAGCUUCAAGGAGAAGUGAUGAUGCUUGCUCACAGUCAAGCAUAGCAAUGUCUUCCAAACCAAGACGAAAGAAAGCCAACAGCCUCCAUGCUGAUAUUGAAGGUUCUAGCCAAGUAUCAGCCUCUGAGUCCAUGUACAGUUUGCGCUAUCCCUCCCCUCCGAAAGGGAGGCCUGGUAGCAGAAAAAGUAGGCCUCUGCUCCUGAAGAAGAGCUCUAAAGGGACCAGUGCAUGCACAGAAUCCGAACUGAUCCCAGACAAGGAAGAGAAAGAAGUGACUGUCUCACAACCCCCUGAACCUUUGAACACAGAGGAGGGGACAUGCCAAGAGAAGCUCCAAGAAGAAACAGAAAUUGAACCUUUUGCUUCCUGUGGUGGUGACGAAAUCAUUCCUUCUUCUUUGCCCAAUGCCUCUCUGGAACAAGUUGUUCAUGAAUGGCUAAGAAAGAUUCCUUCUGAGACCCUGCUGAUGAAAUGUGAGAUGCAGGAUGACGGAGAAGGUGCAGAAUUAGAUACGGAGAUACCAGGCUGUUCAAACAGUCAGGAAUUGCUGGAGGGAGACUCAGAGGAGAAGAAAGAGGACACCAAGGAAGCUGAAAGCAUUGCAGAUGCUGCCGAACCCAUCAUUGAAGGAACAGAAGAAGAGGCAGUUGACGAGGAACCAAAGGAGGAACUCAAUGAUGAGAAGGUUUCUGAAGCUGUUUUAGAAGAGAUGGAAGCUGAAGAAGCCAAAUGCAAUCUCUCUGCCCUCACCAGCCAAAACAACCACAAAAAAGACUUGCCCAGUACCAUUCAGACUUCUGUCCAGAUCAUGAAAGCCCUGCUGGCAUCCAAACAAGAGCCAAAGAUGGACCGAGCACAUAGUUUGCCAGAGGUAUCUCCAACAAUGGGGAGAAAGCUCAGCAACUCAGCCAAUAUUUUGAUCACCUGCCUCGCAAGCCUUCAGCUCCUUGAUGAAGAGUUAGACCCAUCCAACAAAUCAAGUAAAGGUCUCAAUAGGCCGAGAUAUACAGAGCUCUUGAAUAUUUUCCAGGCCCUCUGGUGUGGGCACACAUCAGAAAAAGGGGGGCCAAGUGCUGACAUAAAAGAAGAGGGCUCAGCAAAAGUGCCCUCUGGUUACAAAGGCCACUGUUCAAAAGAGGGCGAUUUCACUCCCAUGUCCUCUUCAGGGGUUGAUGUUAGUAGUGGUGAUGGAGGUUCAGGAGAAGGGAGUGUGGCUGGUGGUCGGGAUCAUGCUUUGUCACAAGAGAAAACAGAGGAAGCCAAACCUGCCGAAGAAGAUGCAGAAAAUGCUGAACUGAAAGUUGGGAAUGAGGAGGCUGAAGAAGAAGCUUCUCAGCCACCAAAAUCAGAAGGAGGAGGUGAAGAAGUGGAAUCUGUUGGUGGUGAGGAAGCAACUAAAGGCACAGAGGACUGUGAAACUGAGCAGGCAAGUGAAAAAGAAAUGGCUGAAGAGGGAGCAGUGGAAGAAAGUGACCAACAAGAAAAUGAACAUGUGGAGUGUGGUGAAGUAAAUGCUGAUGGCGAUAUCAUCCAAGUGGAACCUGGUAAGGAAGCAGUGGAAGAAAAUGACCAAGAAGAAAAUGAAAAUGAUGCUGAUGGAGAUAUGGUCCAAGUGGAAGCUGAAGAGGAAGUGGUAGAAGUAACAGGCCAGCAAGACGAUGACAAUGUUGAGGGUGGAGAAGUAGAUGCUAAUGGAGAUACCAUCCAAGUGGAAGCUGAAGAGGGAGCAGUGGAAGAAACCAGCCAGCAAGAAGAUGAAAAUGUAGAGGGUGGAGAAGUGAAUGCUGAUGGAGAGACUGUCCAAGUGGAAGCUGAAGAGGAAACAGUGGAAGAAACUGGCCAGCAAGAAGAUGAAAAUGUAGAGGGGGGAGAAGUUGAUGAUGCUGGAGAAACUCUCCAUGUGGAAGCUGAAGAGGAAGCAGUAGAAGAAAAUGACCAGCAAGAAGAUGAAAAUGUAGUGGAUGGAGAAGUGGGUGCUGAUGGAGAGACUGUCCAAGUAGAAGCUGAAGAGGAAUCAGUAGAAGUAAAUGCUCAACAAGAAGAUGAAAAUGAAGAGGGUGGGGGAGUGGAUGCUGAUGGAAAGACUGACCAAGUGGAAGCUGAAGAAGAAAGUGGCCAGCAAGAAGAUGAAAAUGUAGUGGAUGGAGAAGCAGAUGUGGAUGGAGAGACUGUCCAAGUGGAAGCUGAAGAGGAAGCAGUAGAAGAAAGUGGCCAGCAAGAAAAUGAAAAUGUAGAGGGGGGAGAAGUGGACGUUGAUGGAGAGAUUACCCAAGUGGAAACCCAAGAAGAUAGCCUUGUUAAAGAAGCAGAAGACAGCCCUGGUCAAGAGAAUGUUGACCAAGUGACUGAAGAGCCAAGCAACCAUGAAUUAACUGAAGAGCCAGGCCACAAUGACCCAAGUGCAAAGGAUGGUAAUGCUGAGGAAGAGUCUGAAAUAGGUGAAGCAAAGCAGUCUGAAGCUGAUGCCCAACCUAGCAGCAAGAUAGUUCCCCUUCAAGCCCCCAUUGCAGCUUCCCCCAUGGUACAACAAAGGUCCAUUGACCCUGACCCCAUCUGGGUGCUGAAACUUUUGAAGAAGAUUGAGAAGGAAUUCAUGACUCACUACGUCAGCGCCAUGAAUGACUUCAAGGUGAAAUGGAACCUGCCCAACACUGAUGAGGUGAACCUGAUGAUCUCUGAGUUGAAGGAAGAAGUGAAUCGAAGAAUACAAAAGAGCAUCGAGAAGGAGUUGAAGAAAAUUAGAAGCAGGGCAGGCCGAAAGAUACCAAGACCUCCUGAUGAACUCCGCCGUGAGUCUACCCUUCAGGUGGAAAACCGUCGCCGUCGCUUGCAGAGCAUUCGUAAAAUGUCCCUGUACAAUGACCAGAAUCCAAACCAGAGUAACCCGCAAGAGACAUUAUCUUAUGAGAUUGAUGAAGACUUCAUUUUUAGUACCAUUAGAGAUGAUGAAAGCGAGUUGCCUAGUGAGGAGGAGUAUUGCCCAUGUGAUGCCUGCAUCAGGAAGAAAAUAGAGGCCAGAGCCUUCCGGGGCCCAGUCGUUCUACCAGUGGCAGCAAACGCACCUGUUGUGAAAGCUUUUGACCUCCACCAGAUCCUGAAGAUGAAGAAAGGCAGCAUUCCUGAGAAGAUGGUGGAGAACAGUAUCGCUGAAGAAGACCAGGACGAAGAAGCUGAAGGGAAGACUGAUGAACCUGAGGUUGCUCAGGAAACAGAACCUGAGGAGGGAAAAGAGGUGGGUGAAACCGAUGAGAAAGAAGAAGAUCAGAAAGUAAAAGAAGAUGAAGUUGAAGUUCUCCCUGAUGAAGCACCUGAAAAUCAGAACUGUGAAGAAGCUGAGGGAGGGGAAGCAACAAAUGAAGAAGCAGUGGAGAAAGCAAAAGAAGAAGUGGGAGAGGAAGAAGGAGAUGAGGGAAAGGAAGGUGAAGUUGCAAUAGAAGAAGAAGAAGAAAAGGAGGGGGAAGCAGAUAAGAAAGAGGAAGAGAAAGAAGAUGCAGAGGAGGAGGAGGAAGUAGAUGUGAAAGUAGAGGAAGGGGAGGAAGUGGAAGCAGGAGAAGGAAAGGAAGAAGAAUCAGUUAAAGAAGAAAACAAAGGGGAAGAAGUAGAAGAGGGAGACGUAAUUGAGGAAGGAGAAAAGGAGGAAGUGAGUGUGAAGGAGGAAGAAAAGGAGGAAGAGGAAGCAAAGGAGGAAGAACAGGAAGCAGAAGAGAAAGAAACAGAGACAGAGGAAGUGGAAGUGGAAGCAGGAGAAGAAAUGGAGAACUCUGUGAAAGAGGAAGAAGAGAAGGAGGAAAUGGAGGAAGAAAAAGAGGAUGAAUCUGUCAAAGAGGAGGCAGAAGGGGAUGCAGAAGAAGAAACAGAAAGGGGAGUAGAUGAAGAACAAGGAGGAGGAGAUGUGGCUCCUGACGAAGCAGAGGAAGAAAAGGAGGAGAAAUCUGUGAAAGAAGGAGAAGAGGAAGUAGAAGAAGAAAAGGAGGGAGGGGAAGAAGGAGAAGAUGCGGGAGAAGAUGUGACUCUUGAUGAAAUGGAAGAAGAAAAAGAGGAGCAAUCUGUGAAAGAUAAAGAAGAAGAGGAAGUAGAAGAAGAAAAGGAAGGAGAGGAGAAGGAAGAAGAAAAGGAAGCAGAAGAGGGAGGAGAAGAAGUGGCUUGUGAGGAUAAUAAUCAAGAAGAAGAAGAAGACAAAAAUGAAGAAGAAGAGAAAGAUGUAGAUGAAGAACAAAAGGAAGAUGAAGAAACUGAAGAAGAACCCAAAGUGGAAGAUGAAGCAGAUGGUGCAGCAGUAGAGCCAGAGCCAGAGGGAGGAGAAGGAGAGAGCCAAAAAGAUCCAACUGAAGAUGCAGAAAACGCUGAUGAUGAUGGAGGCUUGGAAGCAGAAGCUGCAGAAAAAGAAAAUGAAAUUGAGGAAGACACUGAAGGCGGUGGUGGAGCAGAAGUGGUUGAGGAGGAGGACGCCAAGCCAGAAGAAGACUGUGAAGCUUGUUCCGAAACAGCUGAAGCAGAAGAAGAAGGUGAAAACAAGGAAGGUGAGGCUGAAGCUGAGGAGAAGGAAGAGGAAGCUGAGGGAGAAGAUGGCAAUGUACCUGAACAGACUGAUGGAGAUGAAGUAGACCCUGAGACAGUUGCAGAAGAGGAGGAGGCAGAGGAUUGUGAGGAACCCAGUGAAGCUAUGAAGAACCUCCGGAAAGCUUCGGCCAUCUCCUCCAUGGGGAACUGUUCACAACAAUCUCAGAAAGGAUCUGAGGAUGGGAGCGAUGGAGAAGAAGGUGAAAUGAACAAAGAUGGCAAUGUCAAUGGAGAGGCUGGAAGCAACUCAGAGAAAAAGUCUGGAACGAUGUAUGCUGACAUCGAAGAAGAAGAAGAGGAAGAGGAAGAAGAUCGAGCAUCCUCACCAGGAAGUGGUGGGAAGGCAGAAGAACCCAAAACUGAUGAAAAGAUAGAGAACAACAGCCAGGGUUCCAAAAAGAAGGAUGAGAACACAGAGGUCAUUGAUCAAGAUGAUCUAGACUUUUAGGAUAAGAUGUAUUGAACCUUUGGGAGAAAGAUGUUUCCUCACACUUCCUUUGACAUGAGACUCAUUUUUUCAACAGAGAGAACCAUAAUGUGGUAUUUUUAAAAAUACUUCAAUAUAUUGUCCAUGUGUGCAAGUGUGUUCCUCCUCUUUUUUGGAGGGUAAAGACAUCUCUGGUGGAGAUCUCUGCUUUCUUCAGUGGAGGAGUUUCCUCGUUCUUGUUCUUUUGCACAUGAUGUUCCUGCAUCUUAGAAAUCUUAUGACAUGAGAAUAGCUACAAGCAGUGUAUACUAUCAUCUUCCUAAAGGAAUCAGGAGGCAUGGACCUCAGUCUUACCUGGAGGACCUAUUUGCUGAUUCCGGGUAUCAACAGAUCACAUCAAGAUGAGUAUUAUAUGACAACGAAUAUCUGAGAGCAAACAUCAAGCCUUGAUUUUUCUCCAUAUGUUAAAUGAAUGUUCAGACACUGAGAAGUACAUUGAUGUGUGUUGACAUAUUUGUCAACUGGAUUUUCAGUGUUUUUAUCCAUCUA